AGGACGCGUCACCGGGCCUCGGCACUACCCCUCCCUCUCUCAGACCUUGCGCAACACGCGCGGGCGGGAGCUGCUGCGCAUCGUGGACACCGCGGUGCCCAAUCUGACGCACAUCAAGGAGUUCAGCGUCGUGCUCCGGGCGCUGGCCCUGGACGGCCAGUGGAGGCGAUGCCUGCGGCUCAUGAAGGAGAUGGCCGAUGCCGGGCUCGAGGUCAACAUCCUGACGCACAAUCAGGUGCUCGCCGCCAUGGCGAAGGACAAGCAAGUUGACAAGGCCCUGGCCAUGCUGCACGAGAUGAGGACCGGACAGGGGGAGGGCACAGCAUCCAUGCUUCCUCUGGUUCACCGG
Prorocentrum cordatum is the source of this 349-nucleotide messenger RNA. NCBI's taxonomy places the organism in Eukaryota, Dinophyceae, Prorocentrales, Prorocentraceae. The record is from the annotation of a GenBank genome assembly.